Molecule: messenger RNA, 3707 nt
Organism: Bufo bufo (common toad)
Lineage: Eukaryota; Metazoa; Chordata; Amphibia; Anura; Bufonidae
Product: tumor necrosis factor receptor superfamily member 11A-like
Exons: 13
Coding region: 184-1485 (433 amino acids)
Biological process (GO): signal transduction
Molecular function (GO): protein binding
Source: RefSeq, a predicted model, not a curated record
UCUUCUCAGUUGCUACAUUCAUUCGAAUAUACCUGAUUUCCAGGAGUUGUGUAGACACCAAUCUCAGAAAGAUUUAAAAAAAACACAUCUUACAGAUCGGCACUGGAUCACUUUUUGCUCUGAAUGCUCUAUUUGGCCGACAGACUUUGUUAAUUAACUUUUAGAAGUUAAGAACUUUUUGCAAUGAAACUUACUUGGGCCCUGCUGCUGUCCAUGAUGAUAAAGAUUUUACCUGCGUCACCAGCACAUCUCCAUGGUGAUGCUCAUAACAGGACUUUGCGGGAUCAGGAGUGCUACGAAGAUGAAUAUUGGCACAUGGGAAAGUGCUGCAGAACCUGUCCGGCAGGAACCAGCGUCUCUACCCAUUGCACUGUGAACCAUGCCCGUGGCGUCUGUCAGAGGUGUACUCCGGGAGAACAUUUUACUGCCGCCCCCAGUGGAAUGGAGUCGUGCUUACCUUGUCUCAUCUGUAAAGAUGAUAAAGUCUUGGUACAGGAGUGCACCCCGACAGCCAAUGCAAAAUGCGAAUGUAAACCUGGAUAUUACUGUAGACCUGAUGAACCCUGUGAAAUCUGUAACCGGUGUUCAAGGUGCGGUGAAGGUCAACGCAUUAAGAAGCUGUGUACCUCAACUACAGACACAGUUUGUGAAGAUGUCUCUCCGCCAGAAUCUACCUCAACCAAAGCCAAUGUGAUAGUUCUGAUGCAAACCAGUUCAUUCAAUGACACAACUGGACACAGGACAAUGUCAACUGACCCCCCGGAUGACCCAUCAGGAUAUAAAUUAGUUGCAUUUAUAGCACUACCCGUGGUGGCUACUAUCCUCGCCAUCAUCAUCAUCCUCCUCAUUGUUCGUUACAAAAAAAAAGUGAAAAGAAAACCUAAAGACAAUAUUGAGAACUCUCUCAUCGGCGGCACUAAGAAUAACAGUACAAACACUUCGUUAGACUCCAUCCACACUGAAGGCAAGAACUGCAGAGAAGAGGAACUCCCAGAAUGCCAGAGCCUCAUGACUGCCGAACAUAGGAAAGUUGAAAUCGUGAUGAAUGUGAGGGCGGCCCCCUAUGUACAUGGAGCUGAGACAGAACCUGGGGAGAGCAGCGUUGCAGAGUCUCUAGGGGGCGAUGUGGAGUGCGAAGGAAGCUCAAAGCUGGGGGCAGAGUGUGAAGAAUGUAAAAAGCCGCAGCCAUGUGAUCAACAGUGGUCGCAGUUUCACUACACAGUCAUUCACAACGUCCAACCGCAGUACAUUGUGCAGCUAGCCCGAAGGCUGUGCCACCAUAAAGCUAUCAUAGAUCAAAUAAUAAAGAAUAAUCCCAACGACUGUACAGAACAAAACUAUCAGUUACUCAGUCAUUUGAGGGAUGAAAAGGGUGAACAGGCCUCUAUGAAAGCCUUGCUUAAAGAGAUGACUGAAAUGGACCUAGGGGGGUGCUGCCAAAAUAUUGAGAAUAGCUUAAAAAGUCUAAAAAUACCAAUUAAUUAGUACAACUAAGAAGUUUAUUUUUCUGGCUUCACAAAAUUGGACCUGAAACCCCCAAUGUUACUUGGAAUGACUUGACACUGUUGGUCACUUGAGAAGCAAAAAAAAAAAAACGGUACAUAAAUAUGGCUUCUCUGCUUCACUCCACCCGCCACCUUCUCCUGGGCCUUUCGUUCUAAGCUCCUCUGUUUUCUUCUUGCCACUCAGACCCAAAGUUUUAAUAAGCUUUGGUGUAGCCUCUUAAAAGGAGCUCCAGGAAGAAGCCCAUUAUUGCUCCUGGACCAAAGCUCAAUGUCCUUCUGCAAGGUGGUAGGUGAGCACUAUGGUUCGUAUGAUAUAUAUGUCUUAAGUGGACUGCAUCCUCACACGGAGGACUCUAUAAACUGCAUAUAGCUAGACUGAUGUUAUAAUGUGUAAGUUCUAGGAUGAUAUCUCUUUCAAGGCUGGAAGGACCCUACAUUUCCCGGGCUCUAAGAAGCCCCACCCCUUAAUCUUGCCAAGCCCCACCCCUGCUUACGUCACCCUUUUGCUCAUCUCCUUCUGCCAGAAUGUGACGAUCAUUAAGUUCUCACAUGGAUGGCAGUGGUGGUAAAUAUACGUAAUAAUAAGGGAAAUGCAAGAGGUUAUGUCUUCUACUGAUGUUCUAUGUGUAACAGCUUGUGCUUGCGACAUGGUUCGAUGAAGUAUUUUAUUUUUUUGUGCAGUACUUAUAUAGCAGUUUCUAUGAAUUUAGGGCUUAAAGGGAAGUUUUUUUUAUUUUAAUGCUAAACGUGGAACUCCAUGGCCGAGAUCCAGCAUUGCUUGAUACAAUACCACUUUUAGUGCAUUUCAUGGUCGGUGCCGGGUAAAAUGUUGCUAUUUUACUGUGAUGAUGGCCACAAAGGGUCUCAGUGUGACUCAAACUUGAUGACAAAAGUGGUACCGUCGAGGCAGUUGCUAUUCUAUUUAUUGUAUGAUUUCGUGUGUCUGUAAAAAAAAAAAUUAUGUUAGGAACUACUUUCAUAGUCUGCACUGAAACAAUACAGGGGAAACCUCCACUAAUCAGGUAGAGAAAUCGUAGGUGUAAUUUGGGCCCCAUGCAUAAUUUGUAGGCGGGCUCCACAUAGAGUAUGUGCCGUUCACAAUACGUGUGUGUUUUGAUGGGGCAAAGGGUCUUUGGUUCUCUUCAGACACCAUGGACCAGGUGUGAUGGGAGCUUUGCCCCUGGUCGAAUUGGUGUUCUGUAUCGUUACCAAAGCCCUGUCAAUGGAAACUUUCUACACAAUGGCUGUGGAAGGCCUGCAUGCACCCACUGAUACCAGAUAGUGACCAUAGCUUGGAUUUCCCCUUUAAAUUGAAGGCUAUGUUUUUUCCUAAAAUGUUUGAAAAUGGAGAAAGGAAUGAAAAUGUAUUAAUACUCCGUUUAUCCUUAUUGCUAUUUAUUAAUGAUCAACUGCUGAAUGUAUUGUUGUAUACUACUUCUGUACAUUAUGUGCUGUGCCUUUAAGGUGCUCCUUUGAUCCACACAGAAAAUGGAGGUAGCCAAACAAAAACUUACAUCCACUGGGGAAUUGGGCGCUGGUGAGACAGAAAGCUUACAAGCAGCAAUUCUGCGACAAUGCAGUUAUUACCAUGAGUGCGAAAGAUUGAACAAUGAGCGUUUACGAUCAGCGAUUCUACAAUAGGACGCUAAUUAUUUCUAUGAUCACAAUGAUCAGAGUUUUAUAGUCCGGAAGUCCGGUCAUUUCUAUGCUAAUAGCUUAAAGGAAAUUUACAUUUAGCGACGGACAAAAAAAAAAAAAAGGUAAAACCCCGAUACCUAAACCAUUAUAUAGCUGAGUGACCACUGCAUUACAGUGAAGCCUAAGCUCAGAGAUACCUGGACUACAGCAGAUUCUUAACAAAAAAAGCUAAUAAUAAUAAUAUUGCAACCUAACAAAUGGUGUUGUAAAAUAUAGAGAAAAAAGUUUUGUUUUCAAAAGGGGGAAAACCCCUUGAUAAUAUAGCUGAAAAUGUGUAAGUCUCGUCUCUCUUCUGCUGUCUGUACGGACUGGGAGUGUACUAGAGAAGAAGCUUCUGCAGCAGUGUUACUGUGUGCAACAGAACGCAGAAACCAAAGAGAAUGGACACUAUUUAAAAAUACCAGUCGAAAUGAAUAUGUCCGCCAUGACUAAUUCCUAAGUGAAUCGUGUACACAGGCUUUGUUUACUAUAUGAAUAAACAAAAGAGAGGCGCACCAUAGGGUA